GAUGCAACCGGCGAGAUUCUAUCUCCUAGUUCUCCAUACCUGGGUACUGACUUGGGUAGUACUUAAUAUACUAGUUGGUAUGAGUUAUUCUCUACCCAUCUCUGUAUGCAACCCCACGUUUUGGAUGACGAUGAACAGAGAACGGAUAAGGGAAACAUGCAUGACCAGGUGUGUGCAUGCGUGGCUUCACAGCGAAACGAGAAAGAUCCGGAAAGGCGUCCGAACACUUAGAGAGAACAUUCAGAGAAUCGAUAUUUUCACGUUGUCGACAUUCUACGAAAUAUGCAAAAUUGCAACAACUUAUUCUCCUACCCCUACCUAUGCAGUCAGGCCUUACACUACAAUGAGGACCAUCGGGCUCCGAGGAUUUGCCAAUGCUUUGAGAGAUGGGAUUCACAUUUCCUCCAUCCUCCAUCGUCUUAGCUGGACCUAGUCUUAGCCCGUCUGCUAUUUAUUAUCAUCUACAUAGAGAUCCAAGUGGACCUUAGUCCCCUCUCGAAUACCGAAUUCGACAAGUCGUCAUUACAAAAAUUGGAACUGACAACGGCGCUACAAUCUUAGCUACUCGUUAGACGAUGUAUCUAAGCAAAGCUACCACUUACCUAUCUACACUAACUACCCGCUUCACCUACUAUGACACUUUUGGAUUCCGAUAAUUUUCAGUAAAUUGCAAUCACAUGUGCUAGUUACGGUAGCAUGGCUCGGUAACAUGUCAUACACUGCUGCUUACAGUACCCUGCCUACGUGUUUCUUUAACACCAGACUCCCGUCUGUUGCCUUGAUGAGUUUGCAGAAACAACCGUGUUGGGUGCAAUAUGUAAUAGCAAAAAUGGUCGAUCGCUGAAUUGGCUGACUGCGUCACUCGGGCGAGGGGUCCCCCCUGUAAGGGUGCUGGCAAAACUGACCUGUAAGAUCCCGUAGCAGAGGUUCCAGCGUUGAACUCGCUCUGCAUUUUGCAAGGUUACAUCACAUCGAGACCGUCAGUACUUGCAGCAUUGUACGUACAUGUUUGUUAGUUAGCCAGUUAGCCAGGCGCUGUCGUAUUCUGCAGAACGAG
This is a messenger RNA of Daldinia loculata, 1057 nucleotides long. RefSeq lists its product as uncharacterized. The annotation marks the transcript as partial. NCBI's taxonomy places the organism in Eukaryota, Fungi, Ascomycota, Sordariomycetes, Xylariales, Hypoxylaceae. The transcript has a single exon. The record is from RefSeq and is a predicted model, not a curated record.